UCACCCAUGAGGUUGCCCUCAUCCAAGACCAAUAAAGCUAAUUGACUCAACUUGACUUGUUAAAGAUUGCAGUUAAAGAAGAAGAAGAAGAAGAGCUCAAGGUUACCUCCGAAUUGUUAAUAAAAGAAGAAAAAAGAAGAAGAAGAGCUCAAGGUCUUCAACCAUGGCGGACAGACGUCGUCAGCCCUACAAACCUAGAAGAAACGAUUCUUCUUCAUCCUAUUCGUCACACUCCGAUUCCAUCCAAUCCAAUAUUCCAAAAGCUUCUAAUCAAAUUCCCAACAGCUCCAGGAUCAGCCCCUCCUAUAAAAGCACCACCUCCAGUUCGAAAACUGAUGAUUUUAGCAACAGGCUUGACAGUAAUCAUUAUGGUGAUGACGAUCGAGAUCCCCCAAACCUAAUCGGGGCUUGCCCUUUCAUGUGCCCAGUGGAGGAGAGAGAAAGACGCGAGAGGUUGAGGGAUUUAGCUGUGUUUGAAAGGCUCCAUGGCAAUCCUGCUAAAACUUCACCUACUCUAGCUGUGAAAAAGUUCUGCAGAACUAUAAGCUCGAAAGACAUUAAAGCUUCUGAUGUGCGGCCUGUACCGGUGUUGGAGGACACUCUAAAUUAUCUUCUCGACCUGCUGUGUUCCAGUGGUCGUCCUUUUGAUGUGGUCCAUGACUUCAUUUUUGAUAGGACGAGGUCCAUCAGGCAAGAUCUUAGCAUGCAGAACAUUGUCACUGACCAAGUGAUAUGCAUGUACGAGAGAAUGGUCAAGUUUCACAUUAUAUCAUAUCACCAUCUUCACAGAUCAUCUCGGACUCCAAAUACCGCUUCUAUGUUCCACCUCAACCUGGAGCAGCUUAUGAAAGUUAUGACAACUUUAUUUAGCUUGUACGAUGUAAAUCGAGCUGCACAUUCCAUGUCCCCAAAUGAAUCUGAAUUUUUUUCAUUAUAUCUUCUUCUCCAUCUGGGUCCUGACAACCAAGUCGAACCUUUAUCCCUGUGGUUUCGUCGCAUUCCUUCACCAGUAAUGGAGUCAAGAGCAAUGCGUUUUGCCCGGAGAAUAUUAAGAUAUUACCGACUAGGGAAUUACAAGCGAUUCAUUUGUACUACAGAAGAGGAAGCAUCCUAUCUCCAAUAUUGCAUUAUUGAACCUUAUGUCAAUGAGGUACGGAUGUUGGCAUUAUGCUGCAUCAGUUAUGGAGGAUACAAGCUGCAACCAUACCCACUCCAACACUUAUCAAAGCUUCUGAUGAUGAAGGAGUCAGAUGUUGAAGCCCUUUCUGUUGAUUGUGCCCUUGAAACAUCUAAUGAUGGAACUGGAAAAGGACUUGUAUCCUCCAAGCAAGCUGUCAUAAAUAAAACCUCAAAAGAGCACCACAAGUACUAUGAAUUAGUUUCAUCAAGAAUAGAAAGGAUAUGUGCGGAGGUGCCUGCUUUGUAACAAUCGCAAGUAUAAUUGGCUUCCUCAUUCGGAUUCUUUGAAUGGCGCCAUUGAAUCACUACUCACUAGCAACGAAGCUCUUUAGUCUUCUCAGGUUUCAAGAUUGCAGCAAGCUAGCCAUUUGCUCCUCAACGGUGGAUAAAAGCCUCGAUUGACAUCCAAUGGUACGAAUGAAAUAGAGCCUUGGAGGUUGGCUGUUUUUCUAGUAUCUGCAUCAUGCAAAACCCUCUGUAGGAAUAGCCAUUUCCUGGACUGCUUUUCUGCAGGCUUGAUCGUGUAUUGCUGUUUGUUUUCUUAAAUCAAAGUUUAGCUAUUUGCUUAGAAAUUAGAAUGUAGGUGAAGCGAGUGGCUGGGAUUAAGGGUGAUCCAAUCGAAUAGAGUUGAAUGUCAUGAUUUUGUAUUUAUAUUUGUAUUAGUACUAAUCAAAUUGAAACAUUGUAUUUGAAUUCAAAUGAUAUCAAAAUUUGAAAACCAAAUUGAAUUUGAA
Molecule: messenger RNA, 1913 nt
Organism: Salvia miltiorrhiza (redroot sage)
Lineage: Eukaryota; Viridiplantae; Streptophyta; Magnoliopsida; Lamiales; Lamiaceae
Product: SAC3 family protein C
Exons: 9
Coding region: 164-1426 (420 amino acids)
Biological process (GO): mRNA export from nucleus
Cellular component (GO): nucleus; transcription export complex 2; cytoplasm
Source: RefSeq, a predicted model, not a curated record